UAAUUCUUAAAAUAAGACCUGUCAUAUCAAACUCAACAAGUGAUCUAUUUUAGCCUGUUAAAUGUUAUGUGUGCCUGAAGGAUUAAGCUCUCACAUGCAUAGCAAAGUCUAAAUCGUGUUGCCUUUGCAUGGUCUAAAAAUGUCUUCGUCUCGUUUCAGGCGUCCCCUUUCAGAGGUUAAGGUUAGGGUUAAGGUGAGGGUUGGGUUUUAAAAACGAACCUAAAGGUAUAAAAAUGGCAGGUUAAGCAGCUUGGGCGUGAAAUCGGAUAUAAUUCUGUUUUGUUCUACCCUGUAAUGUGGUAAUUUAAUAGCAAUAACAGUCCACACAGACGGAUAGAAGUAUAUCUCUACAAUGAAAAAAGAGCCUAAAAUGUUUUCCAAAAUAGCCUAAAUUGUGUCUCUCUCUCUCAGUAUUUUUCCCUUCCCCAUACAGCCAAAAGCUCUACUUUAUAAACUCAUUGACUCUUAUAGCCCUCUACACAUUGAGGCGUAGGCUAUCUGUCAUUUUGUGCCAGUGGUCACAUGGCUUUUGGCCCUCAGGAAUGGAUAGAGAUGGAUCCCCCACGUCAGCUUUGCUUUGCACGUCUAAAGGAUUUCUUGCUCCACCAGUCUGCCUCUCAAAGUGACUGGAGCGCAUGCAGCGAACGCGGAGGAACUAUGUGCGCGUUAUUAUUAUUAUUAUAGGACGUUACGCGGUUUAUUAUAGGACGUUUUUCUCAAAACAGGCAGAAUAUGGAUUUUGAUGAGCGGAUCUCUGGCUCUAAUAUGUAUUUACCGAGUUGCACUUACUACGUCUCCGGAGCAGACUUCCCGGGUCUCCCUCACUAUUUAACCCAGAGCCAGUCCUCUUGUCCCAUGACAUACCCAUACCAGUCCUCAGUACCAGUGAGAGACGUGGCUUUCAGAGACUAUGGCAUUGAUGCGUCCAGUAAAUGGCACCACCACCACAGCAGGGGGAGCCUGUCACACUGCUAUCCGGAGGACAUGGUGCACAGGGACGGCUGGACGAGCCAGACCUCCAGGGGUGGAGGUGGAGGUGGAGGUGGAGGUGGAGAGAUCCUGGUGAAAGGAGGCUCAUCCAGCCACUCUAGCUCCUCCAACAACCCGACGACGCACGGCUUCUAUCACAGCAGCGUCGGUAGGAACGGCGUCUUGCCGCAGGCGUUCGACCAGUUCUUCGACACCGCGUACGGGAGCGCAGAGAGCGGCACGACUCAGACGGCACAAGCGGCAGACGUGGACAGACAUGCGGCCAAAACGAGCCCAGGUCCGGCAUGCUCGGACAUGGCUGAGAGCUGCAGUCCCAAGUCGUCCUCCGACCACAGUGAAGAGAAGCAGAGCAAAAGCAGCAGCAGUGGCCAGAGGACGCGCAAGAAGAGAUGUCCUUAUUCAAAGUAUCAGAUCAGAGAACUGGAGAGGGAAUUCUUUUUCAGCGUCUACAUCAACAAAGAGAAGCGGGUGCAGCUCUCGCGGAUGCUCAAUCUGACAGAUCGCCAGGUCAAAAUCUGGUUUCAGAACAGGAGGAUGAAGGAGAAGAAACUGAACAGAGACCGUUUACAGUACUACACCACAAACCCCCUGCUAUAAACACUGAACAAAGAGACUGUCACUGUGACAUCAAGACUCCACAUCUUCACAUCUAAGCCUUCACAUGUUACCUGGACAGGAUGGGUGGCGACUUUUUUUAAUAUGCCAGACUUCAUAAAGAAUUAUACUAUUUAUACACUAUUUUGUCAUUAAACACCGUUGGCUCAAUUAUUAUUAUUAUUAUUAUUAUUAUUAUUAUUAUAGGCCUGUUAUUCUGCUUGCCCGACCAAUAAGCAAUUUUCCCAAUUUUAAAGUUGCAUGGUUGCGUGUAUAGCGUUCUUACGCGGAAAGCUAGAUGUGUCUAAAUUAAUUUUGUAUUAUUUAAUAAUACAAAAUAUUAUGUAAUAAUACAAACGGAGAUUAUUGUGGACUUUUUUUAUUUUUUUUAUUUUUUCCUUAAAUUCUUUAGAAUAUAAAUUGUUUCCCCAAAUUUACGCACGCAACUUUUAUAUGGCCCGAAAUUUUGACAUCAAACUAUACUGUCCGUGUCUUUUCUCUUAAUAUUUUAACUUUAUAUUGUACAAAUACAAACUCCGGUGACUUUAAACCUGUUUUGUGUGUUUUGGCAUUACUAUAUCAGACCUCACCUGACACUAUUAACCCCCAAAUGACCGCUCAAUGUCGCAUAUUUAGAGAGUGAGUUAAGUUAUAAUCUGAUACACCAAUUCAUCCAUUUCAUAAAUCUGAUACUUAACAUCUGCGCUUGAACCCUUUUUGUUGAGCUCUUGUGGCCGUAAAGUUGGAUUAUUUCCGAACUUCAUCCAAAAGGCAAACCGCAGAUAAAAGCAAUGAAACACCAUCCAAAUUUUUAUUUUAUAUGCCAGCACGUGUAUCGUAUCAGAUGCAAUGAUAUGUAGGUCCGGUGCUUUUUAUUCCCUCAUGGCUGGGAAACGAGAUCCGCUGCAGUUAUUGUUUGAUAUCCAUUACAAAGGGUUCAUUCAGUUCUGGGGCUGAUUCCUGACAUAACAUGCCUGUUAGGGCUUAUACUGAAACAAUCUUUUUUUUUUUUCAAACAGAGUUUAUUUCUGAAUUUUGUUAAUACAACUCUGACAAUCCAUUACACAAACAUGUUUGGACUGAUAGAUAUCCCAUGACAAUACCCAGAGGGCACUCAAAAAAAACAAGUUUACAAAAAAAUAGAUAAAUAAAUAGAUAAAUAAAUAAAAUAAAAUAAAUAAUCAUGAUAAAUUGUUAGAGGUCUAGGACAGUACACCCUAUCAUGUAGGGCUAUCACCCUAUCAUCUUACUGAAACAAUCUUGACACUUGUGUGAAUGCAUAUAUGGGCUAUAAUAGAUGUUACAUGCCACACUAUACCAAAGAAUGUGAAUCUAUUUAUGUAAAGUCAGCUAAUCAUGGGAGUGACACUGGGGGUAAAUAAAGAACUCCAGAUCACUAUUACAACCAUCACUAUCUGUAUGUUCAUUAAUUUAUCAUCUGGAGAGGUUUAAUCCAAAUUGAAUUUGAAUUUAUUGAAAGGAUAGGAUAGCCCCUUGAGAUUUUGCAUCUCAUUUUCGAGGGGGUCCUAUAGACACAAAUACAAAAAAAACACAUACAGACAAAACAGCAUUACAUAAAAAACAUACACUGCAAAUACACAGAUACAGACAGCUUGCUCACCAUCUCCCACCCUGACCCCCUCAUCAGCCCUCUGCUGUUAUACUAGAAACAUUUGAUACAAUGACCAUAUUUAAAUCAAUUACAUCAGCAUAAAAGAACAAUUGCAACAGUUUGUCUUCAGGUUAUAUGUAUAGCACAAAUAAACUGAGGAUCACACACACACAAAUUAAAAAACAUGAACAGGUUGUUUUAAGAUGAGAAAAUAAAGAUGUACAUGAAGCAACGGAAAGAGGUAAUAGAUCUCAGAAAAAAGAGGAAGAUUAUUCCAGUCUGAUGGAGCUCUUUGUAUUGGAAUGACCUACGUCCAACUUCUUCACAUCAGUUUGAUGCUAAAUGUGAAUUUAGGCCACACAGUAAAAUAACAGUAAAGAUCUGGCAGCAGGGUUGUCUUUAUG
Sebastes umbrosus (honeycomb rockfish) is the source of this 3600-nucleotide messenger RNA. RefSeq names its product homeobox A11b (gene hoxa11b). The record is from RefSeq and is a predicted model, not a curated record. Gene Ontology annotation, molecular function: RNA polymerase II cis-regulatory region sequence-specific DNA binding; DNA-binding transcription factor activity, RNA polymerase II-specific. Gene Ontology annotation, biological process: regulation of transcription by RNA polymerase II; anatomical structure development. The transcript is spliced from 2 exons. NCBI's taxonomy places the organism in Eukaryota, Metazoa, Chordata, Actinopteri, Perciformes, Sebastidae. Gene Ontology annotation, cellular component: nucleus. The coding region runs from base 733 to 1587 and encodes 284 amino acids.